AUGCGUCAGGCAGCCAUUUUCGCAAGCUUGCUUGUAGCAAUUGCGUACAGCGCACCUCAGAAUGAGGGAUGGACACAUGAGUGGGCUCGUAGUAAUUUGAUAUCCAGCUCGACACCACCACUCCCACCACGACCGAUGGACACACUCUCAUCAAGCUCAGCUGCCGCUUCUGCUCCCACUCCCCAGCUUCUCGGAAAUCCCAACGCUAAGCUCAACCUGCCACCAAACGCCAAGCUGAGCGCCGACCUUCUGACAGCCUCGUCUGCCUCUGCACGUAUGCAAGUCCUCAAGGACGCGGAGGGCAACAACACCGCUGAUUUCAAAUUCGAUUUGAACCCAAGUGCGAAUCCAGGCGCUCCUGGUCUAGGUGGCAAGCUCAGUCUUGCCAACCGAGCCACUUUCCCAGCCCUCACAGGCUUGGGCACCGCUUUCGCAGGCCUCUUCUUCGCCCCUUGCGGCCUGAACACACCACAUAUCCACCCUCGUGCCACCGAAGUUUUCACUCUUGUUACUGAAGGGACAAUCACUGCUGGCUUCGUUUACGAGAACACCUUCAGCAUGGAAAUUAGCGAGAAUCUGACUCAGUUUCAAGGUAUGGCUUUUCCGCAGGGCAGCAUUCAUUGGCAAUUGAACAACGAAUGUACACCCCAGGUUGGCAUUGCAGGAUUCAGUGAUGAGGACCCUGGUGCCAGCUCUGUGGCGCAGAAUUUUUCCAGAACACAAGGGAUGAUAUUGUCCAGGCUAGCUUGGGCUUUCCAGCACAGAUCACUGCAGAAAGCUUCAAGCAGCUCGAGCAGAAUAUUCCACGAGCUUUUGCAUUGGGUAUCAAGGAUUGCUAUGCUAGAUGUGGCAUCGCACAAUAAGGCAGUCAAAUCGCGCCACGAAGUUUGGCUUGGGCAACCCGGUUAUCAUGCGGUUGGAGUUAGACAAGCGAUAUUCUUGUUGAGUUGGUGA
Lithohypha guttulata is the source of this 954-nucleotide messenger RNA. RefSeq lists its product as uncharacterized. The record is from RefSeq and is a predicted model, not a curated record. Lineage: Eukaryota; Fungi; Ascomycota; Eurotiomycetes; Chaetothyriales; Trichomeriaceae. Gene Ontology annotation, cellular component: cell wall. The coding region runs from base 1 to 954 and encodes 317 amino acids. The transcript has 3 exons. Gene Ontology annotation, molecular function: manganese ion binding.